CCAAGCAGCACAAUCCUGGGUCUCCGCAGGUCCACGUGCCCAAUGGCUGGCCCAGGGUGGACGAUGCUGCUACUGCUGCUGCUGCUGCCGCUGGGGUCCUUGGUGGGGUAUGGGCUGCAGAAGCAGCAGAUGAACCUGUCCCAUAAGGUCAUCGGGGAGCCAUGCAGGAGCCAUGACGAGUGCCAGAGCAACUGCUGUACCACCAACAGCCUGGACCCACACACGCUCUGCACCCCUAAGACCAUCCUCCUGCAGUGCCUGCCCUGGAAGAAGCCCAACGGGUACAGAUGCUCAGACAACUCAGAGUGCCAGAGCAGCUGCUGCGUCCGCAACAACAAGAGCCCGCAGGAGUUCUGCACAUCCCAAACCAUCUUCCUGCAGUGUGUGCCCUGGCGCAAGCCCAACGGCAACUUCUGCAGCAGCCACCAGGAGUGUAGCAGCCAGUGCUGCAUCCAGCUGAGGGAGGACAGCCCCUUCCGCUGCAUGCCCCGCACCGGGAUCCUGGCCCAGUGCCUGCCCCUGGUGAGUCCCGGGUGGGGGCUCAGCCUCCAGGCCCUCCCCUGGCCGUAACAGGGAAGUCACACAGAAACCCAGCAACUGGGCCAGGUCCGGGGCCGUGAGAGGUGGGCUCUGAACUCAUGGGGCGGGCAGAGCACUCAGGCACCCCAGCUCGGAAAGGCUGGCGCUUCACCACCCAUCUCAUAAAGUGAGGGCCACAGAGAAGGCUCCUGGGCUGGCACUGAGCCCACCAGGCCCCGCAGGGCACGGGUGCCCAGUCAGAGACUGUCAGAGCCUGCGGGGCUGCGGGGAGGGGGACCCAGGACCAGCCCCUCGUAGGAGCCGAGGUUGAACGUCUUCAGGCCAGAGAGGGAACGAGCCCUGAAGGAAGAGGGUCCUCGCUUCUCCCCUCCCUCCCCCUGACCGCUGCUGUGGUUUUCCCUGACGAGAAAUCCAUGGGAUAAGCCUUGCGGUGCAGGCUCCGACUCUGCUGAGCCCUGGGGUCAGGGGAAGGGCCAGGUUGCCAGCGGCGCAAACGCUGUGGGGCGCAAGUGUGUUUGCUGGAGCCCAAAGCUCCCAUGUGGGGUGAAAGGGUCCCGGUCCCCACAGGUGAAGCUUGUUCACAGCCCUCGGUACCACCGGGCCCCGUCGUGGGCGCUGGGAGCAGCUCCGGGCGUGUGGCGCUGCUCGUGGGCGUCCCUCUCGGGCGCUGAGCGUGGGCGUCGGCCUCCGGGUGCUGUCCCGGCCCCCACGAGGCUGGCGUCGGGAGAUGCUGUGUCCCAGCCACAGGCGUUCACGUCCUCCUUCCGCAGCGGCUUCACGGCGCGUCCCCCGCGCGUCUCCUCAGCUUCGGGCCCCGUCCCCCGCGCGUCUCCUCAGCUGCGG
Molecule: messenger RNA, 1383 nt
Organism: Macaca mulatta (Rhesus monkey)
Lineage: Eukaryota; Metazoa; Chordata; Mammalia; Primates; Cercopithecidae
Gene: LRCOL1
Product: leucine rich colipase like 1
Biological process (GO): lipid catabolic process; digestion
Cellular component (GO): extracellular region
Molecular function (GO): enzyme activator activity
Source: RefSeq, a predicted model, not a curated record